This is a messenger RNA of Cladophialophora immunda, 1635 nucleotides long. RefSeq lists its product as uncharacterized. Lineage: Eukaryota; Fungi; Ascomycota; Eurotiomycetes; Chaetothyriales; Herpotrichiellaceae. The record is from RefSeq and is a predicted model, not a curated record. The transcript is spliced from 2 exons. The coding region runs from base 1 to 1635 and encodes 544 amino acids.
AUGGCCGAGGAAGCGGUGAUUUUCCCGUCUCAGCCACUGUUCAUGGUGGACAGAGGAUGGCAACGGCGCAAGAAGAAGGCCAAGAAUGACGCACUAUUCCAGGAGCUCGAUCUCCAAACCUCGCGCGUGCCUGAAGUUACCAUCAGGGUUGCAAAUGGGCAGGCCAAAACAAGAUCAAAGUCUCCGCCUCAGGCUAGACUUGGGGACACGCAGGCGAAGGUCAAUCCAAGGGAGUCCGGUCAAAUCCAGUUUAUGGCGUACAAACCCUCGGAGAGGAAACAAAGACAGCCUGCCAAGUCGAAAAAGACCGAUCAGAUCAAAAGGACAGAGAAGCAAGUAGCAGACACGAAAGUCAAGCUUCAUAUCCCCCCUACCGAGUUAGCGGAGGCAAGGAAGGAUGUAUCUUUUCUCAAGCAGACACUUCCUGGAACAGCCACUGCCCUUUACACGGUCAUCGAUCCUGAAGUGAGCUCCUUCCAAAAGUUCAUGACCUACUAUCCUACACGCCUUGCUGCGUCCAUGUAUCCGAUCAGCAGAAAGGUGCGACUCACGUACAACCCCAUUGAAACAAUAUGGCUUCCUGCCGUUGUGACAGACGAGGUUAGCCUGCACACGAUUCUAUUCUCAUGCGCCACACACUUCUUCGUCGGGUCCGGGCAUCAAACGUUCAAAGACUCGCAUCUGCUCAUGAAGGUGAUUCUCAAUCGACUCAACCGCAGAAUCCACGACGGCAAGUAUUCGGACCUUACCAUCGGUGCUGUGUCUUGCCUGGCACUGAAUGAGAACCACAUGGGCAAUCAUCAAAAAUGGGAGAUGCAUGCUGCUGGCAUGUCCGAAAUGGUACGAGCAAGAGGCGGUUUUGGGGCUGUGAGGGAUGUGUUGCACAUGAAGAUCUAUCGGGCCGAUACGAUUGGUGCCGUUGAUACGCUCUCACACCCUCAUUUUCCGCGGCCGGUCAGAAAGACUCAAUCGCUCUACAGUGCAAUGGUGCUUCAGUCAGAUUUGACGCCCAUUGACCCGCCGAUGCUGGACCCCGAUUUGACACUGCCCGUGUCGAAUGCUCUUGCCGAGCUCACAUACUUAUGCCAUGUUCUCAACCAUGCCGCCGAUAUGCAGACCCCGAUUGAUCCUCUUGCCUUUGACGAGGAUGUGACUUGCAUUCAGCACGACUUACUCCGGUCACAAAACCCAAAGCAGGGGUUUGUCGAAAGAGUGUGCGUGAUAGCAGCUCUGAUCUUCAUCCAGACGCUCACCCGCGAAGUCCCAUUCACCAGACGUUGCUCUGGCCAUCUUUCCCGAGAGCUGAAAAUGGCCUGCCUUGCUGUCGAGCCGGAGGCGUUGUCCGAGGAGUUAAUGUUCUGGGUUCUUUUCAUGGGAGGUCUCGUGUCUAUCGAGACGGAUCAGUAUAUCUGGUUCCGGGCACGGUUGGUGCAUUCCCCGAGCCUCCGCCAUGGUGUCUUCACUUGGGAAAAUGUCAAAUGUCAACUUCGGAAAGUGUUCUGGAUCGACAGCCUUCAAGAAGACUACGGAUUGGGCCUUUGGCGAAGCAUCGACACAUCUCUCCACCUGCCUGGUGAUCCGAUCACCGCUUGGACGGAUAUGGAUCAAAGUCGUUUUCAUCAAGAAACAUAUUGA